Molecule: messenger RNA, 860 nt
Organism: Hordeum vulgare subsp. vulgare (domesticated barley)
Lineage: Eukaryota; Viridiplantae; Streptophyta; Magnoliopsida; Poales; Poaceae
Exons: 4
Coding region: 197-847 (216 amino acids)
Source: RefSeq, a predicted model, not a curated record
GUGAAAAGGUCUUCAGGAUGUUUAUGAAGGAGCCAACAAAUGCAAGAAACGAGUAUGAAAUCCUUUGGUGACAAUGACCAUGCUCGCGCAUUGCUUCGUUUUACUUAUUGUUUUGUUUGUCAUACAUGCUUAUUUGAUUUAUUGUGUGUAAUCUUUCUUUUGCAGCAACUGGAUAAUCAGCACACAACCAAAAUAUAUGGAGCUCACGGCAGAUCAAAUCAGGAUGAACCUUUCAGAAGGUGGUGUCAUAGAAAAUGACUUUAUGAUUAUGGCAGUGAGGAGGUACCAGCAAAUGGACUUUGCUUUUGCAUUCGAUAAAGGUGAAGGGUGCUGGCGACAUUGGAUUGAACCAGACUUUGUGAACCAUGUGAGUAGAGGAGAUGUGAUAACAAGCAUUAGGUACAUUCAGGACAUGUUCAUCGGGGAACAUAUAAAGUAUGACGUCCACAGGUGCACAGAGUUCAUACUACCGGUGAAGUUUAACUUCUCAUGGUCAACGUACAUAUGGGGUUUCUUAAAGAGGAGGAUCAUUGUUCUUGACCCAACAAUGAACAAUGGAGACGAGCCUGACAAAGUCAUCCAAAGCAGACACAUAAAGGUUGCAGAUAGCCUUCACCAUUCAUUACAAAAAUGCAUUCACUCUUUCUUUCAAGGUUGGGAUCCUGACAUGAAACGAUGGAAUACGGUGUUCCCGAAGGGACUAAAUGUUGGGCUCUGCAGCAGGUCAGACAGCGGAGUUUACGCACUGCACUAUGGGCGCAAUUGGAUGGGUAGUAAACUAAAGAGAGAAUUAAACACGGUUCGUUUGUUGCUUUAUCAGAUAUUGUGUAUGUUUUCCUUCACAUAAUGUGGAUAUGUGA